Saccostrea echinata is the source of this 906-nucleotide messenger RNA. Its product is annotated as sphingosine 1-phosphate receptor 1-like. The record is from RefSeq and is a predicted model, not a curated record. Gene Ontology annotation, biological process: G protein-coupled receptor signaling pathway. The transcript has a single exon. Bases 1 to 906 code for a protein of 301 amino acids. Gene Ontology annotation, cellular component: membrane. Gene Ontology annotation, molecular function: G protein-coupled receptor activity. Lineage: Eukaryota; Metazoa; Mollusca; Bivalvia; Ostreida; Ostreidae.
AUGUUGGUGAAUUUCCUUGCACUGAUAAUUUUGGCACGAUGUCAAAAGAUGAAUAUCCAGAUCAAAGCAAUGACCAUGAAUUUAGCGUUGGUUGACUUAAUGACUGGUGUGGCUAUUCUUCUGGACUCCUUUCUAAGUCCAGUUUUACCAGAGUCCAUAUGCAGACCCCUGACAUAUUUAUACUGCAUUGGAGUGAUCGUCUCAUUUGCCACAAUAACGGGGCUUCUCCUAGAUCGGUUCCUUGCCAUUUACUAUCCGUACCGAUACCAGAAGGUUCACCUCCAUGAGAAACAGUGUUCUGUUAUAGUCAUCAGUGGUACAUGGAUCGUCGGAAUUAUCCUUUCUGUAUUGAAUUACGUUGAUGGUUUUUUAAUUUAUAAAACUCAGAGAACAGCGCUGUGUGUAUCUUAUGUCAUGACUGGAAAAAUUGGACUUGCAAUCGUCACUAUGGUUUUCUGUUUUCUUCUCGUUUUUAACAUGUUUCUUUACUUGCUUAUGUUCAUCAAAAUAUAUAGAUUGUCCCGUUCUGCAUAUCCAAAAAACACCAUGAAAGGAAAUCUCUACAGCAACCAAGCCAGGGUUCUCAUAAAAUUAUCAGCAAUCAUCGGAAGUUUUAUGCUCCUUUACACCCCUCUGAUUGUGAUUAAUGUCAUUGUCGUCGUCGUGGACAACAAUAUGGCGGAAACACUUCUGACAUGGCAAAGCUUUGCUGGCUUUCUGAUUCUUCUGAAUUCUUUUCUCAAUCCCUUUUUAUACGUGUGGCGAUUCACGGAAUGCAGAUACACUUUCCUCUCAAUGGUCUGCUGUUGUUGGAAAUCUCGUAAGGAAAAAUAUGAAAAUCUCAAGAAAAAGUUCUUCGUUUCUUUUUUACAAGCAGAAAAUUCAUAUACACCAUAUAGAAAGUAA